AUGAGUCGCCACACUAAGGCCCUAUUGGGCAAAGGAAAAUUAGAAAAAAAAGAUAAAUUUUCUAGUCCUGCUCUCGAGUGUUCAAAUUGUAGAGGGUUUAUUGAUAAUAUCUGGCCAUCGUUAACCGGCGAGGUUCUUGUAGUUGUUGGAUGCAUCAGGAAUAUAUCAUGGACUUACGAAAGUGGUUCGAACUCUAGACCAGCUGUUUCAGAAAGUAAAUCUAUUUCGGACGUGGUGGCGUGUGUUACAGAGCUAAAAAAAACAAUUUAUCGGACCAAUUUACAAAGCUCCAUGUUAAAACAUCAAUUCUCUGAUUUGCAAAAACAGUUGAAUUCAGCAGUUCGUUCUGAUACUGAAGAUAACAAUGUUGUGAACCCAUGGAAUAACGUUGGUGUUACUACCGAUGAUAUCGUUAAAACUGGUAUUGCUGCUUCAGCCAUUAUUAAUGCUAAUGACCAUAAUCAAAAAAACAACGGCCCUUGUCCCCAGCAGGCCUUAAGUGGUCAAGGGGUGCCAAGAAUCCCUGAAAAGUAUGCAAUAGCGGAGGGAUGUUGCAGAAAAAUUCAGAAUGGCCCCUCUAUGGUACUUAUACUUGGAAAGCUCAAUGUUGGAUCACUGACUGGCCACAGCAUGGAAAUCGCAGAAAUGCUCGAGCAUAGAAGGAUUGACAUCUGCUGCCUUCAGGAAACCCGACGAAAAUCGAAUGGUGUCUGUCAUGUCAACUCAGACAAAGAAAAAUAUAAACUAUUCUGGAAUGGUCGAAAGACGGCCAAAAAUGGUGUUGGAAUUUUUGUCAGAGAACCGCUAGCCCAAGAAGCGAUCUCAAUGGCCACGUUGGAGAGAAAACAGAUGGUUUUCACAACGUGCAUGGCGGUUUUGGCUAUGGAAAACGGAAUGAAGAUGGCAACCGCAUCCUUGAGUUUGCUGAAAGUCACGGGUUUUGUUUACUGA
Helobdella robusta is the source of this 951-nucleotide messenger RNA. RefSeq lists its product as hypothetical. Bases 1 to 951 code for a protein of 316 amino acids. The transcript is spliced from 3 exons. Lineage: Eukaryota; Metazoa; Annelida; Clitellata; Rhynchobdellida; Glossiphoniidae. The record is from RefSeq and is a predicted model, not a curated record. Gene Ontology annotation, molecular function: catalytic activity.